UGAUCAUUCUCUAUUUAAAACAUUAUAUUAAUUUCAUGCUAUUUCACAAUAUCUGUGUAUGUAUGUACAUUUUGGAUUGUAAAAAGAAAUCAUUGAUCUUCCUUCAAUAUCUAAGACAGAAAAGGUGUUUUCUUUGAUGAAAAAUUGAUUAUGGCUCUAGAGAAUAUUCAUCUGCGAGUAAUUUUAAUAGCAUGGUGUUUUACUAUAGCAGAAGGUACAACAAAAAGAUCAAAACACUACAAAAGUCCAGCCAUUACAUUUUCUUACGAGGUUGCGGUUUCAUCGACGAUAAUCGGACUUUUAAUCACACUGUUCCUGGUCUACUGGUUUAUAUUUCGACCCAUGUUUAAUGCAACAGAAAGGAAAAAACGCCAUAAUCGGAUAAAUAUGUUCUUGUUGGAAUUUUGGAAGAAUGAUGUUAUCAUGAAACCAUCUUGGGGUAGCAGAGAGUACAAAGAUAUAAGUAGCUCUAUACAAAGCUUGGUUGAAGAUAUCAUUGUCAAAGUGUUUUCAUGCAAGGACAGUUCUUUGGUCAUAAAACGGGAAAAUGUCAGUAAGUAUGUUAAGCUAAUUGGAAGCUGUCAAGAAGAAUCGAAGGUUCAACGGCCAGACGAGUUUGACUUUUCUAUUACAUUUCCAGCUUUUUCUGAAGACAAUGUUUUUGUUGAACACGGAAGCAGCAUUAGACCUGAUGAAUUUAUGUGUAUACAUAAAUACUUGUUGUAUGAAUAUGACAAUGCAUUUGUUCAACUAAGAUAUACAGGAAGUAUUGAUAAAGAAAGUCAGCUGUUCCGUCUUUUAACGAAAGUUAAUAACCAUUAUUACAUAUCUGCUUUUAAAAUGCAUAGUUUCUUUAAAAGACGUAUUCGCUCCGUUGUAAAACUGUUAGUUCGUGACAAAUAUUCCAAAACAUGUUCAACCGGGAAACUGGUUGUCGAAUUUCCGGAUGAAGACAAAUACAACUCUGAAGAAAAUGGCCCAGCAUGGACACUUCCCCUACUUUGGGAUCGCAACUAUGGAAAAGGAUACAGAAUCAAUGUUGAUAUUGCACCUGUAAUAUUGAUAUCAGAUCAGUUUCCUGCUAUCUCUAUGACGACAUUUAAAGACACAAAUCUAAGUGCCAAAAGAUUUAUGCCAUAUCCGGCCAUAUGUUAUAUGUUGGGAAAUGACAGAUAUGACUACAUGUCCAACAUUGAGCAAAUGAAAGGGGGGACAUAUUCUUUAACUUAUAAAGAUGUCAUGGCAAGAGUGUCCGAUGAGAAUAAAUUGUUUGUUGAGUUGUCUUUCUUAACAUCUCAUGUUCACCAUGAAAAUACAUUGAUGAAAGAACUUAAGAAUUCAUUCAACAACCUAUUUAUAACUUAUCAAAUCUUUAAACGAUUAGAACCUCUGUGGUCAAGAUUUAAAGUGAAAGGACAAUUACAUGGUUUACGGUUUCACAGUUAUGUCCUAAAAACAAUCAUCCUUGAUGAAAUUAUUCAUGGCAAGGAAACGAUUUCACGGCACGACGACGUUGCAACAUGUUUCAAGGUGAUCCUUAAUCGUAUUAUAGAUUUGUCCGAAUCAUGUCUCCGUGGUAACCAUGAGUCUGUAACCUCCCUAUGGUUUGAUGAACACAUUCUGACAUGCGCACAACUCCCACAAGUAUUAAUGUACGACGAGGAAUAUUUGCACGCAUUCAGACAACAGUUUCGAGUGCUUUGGGAUUUGUUAAAUACUGUAUCAGAAGAUGAUGCCUAUGAAUAUUACAAUUAUAAACAUGUUAUUCUAGAUUUGAUAAGUAAACCAGCGAAUUUCAGAAUAAAUUGAAUAUAUUUCAGUAAACACACAUAAUUAACCUUUUAGAAAAGAUGUGAUUAACAAAAGGUGUAUGACAUCUAUUGAAUGCAUACCGAAAGAAAAAGGAUCAAUAUUAGGUAUCCUGUGAACACCAUACAUGUACAUGUGUGCGUGAUGACAAAAAUCAGCUAUAAUUCAUUGUGAAAUCAUUGCUAACAUUUGUGACAUGCCUUUUUUUUAAAGGUGCAUUUUAUGAAUAUGUUUAAAUAUAUUACCGUUUGCUUAAGAAUCAACCAUUCUACAGCUUCAUUAAAGGCCAAUUAUGCCUGAGAAAUGCUUUUUUAUUUCGUGAAAGCUUUUAAUUUUAGUUUCCAAAAUGUUGCUCAUUGGCAAAUUAUCUAAACCAGUUUUUGCUUCUAGGCAAUUAGUACACUUAUAGUGAUUUAGUUUUUGUAUGGACUACUGUUAACAAUUUGCUACUUUCAUAACAAAAACUUUCUCAUUCCGCGCUUAUUACCUCAGCAGAUAAGCAUGCUCUAAAAUCAUUAUUUAAAUGCUAUAAAACUCAUGUUUGCCAAUUAAAUUAAAAAAAUAUAUUCGUUUCUGAGGCUUAAUAUGUUUAAUGACCAUUUUUCUCUAUAUGAAGGCCGCAGACAUUUGUGCUGAUAAAACUCAUUUGGUCUUCUGGACUCCAAAAUAAGAACGUAAAUCGAUAUGUAAACCAUUUAAUUAAUACAAUGUAGCUAUUUUCGCUUUUUAUAACUUCAAUCUCCCAUCAAAAUUUGCUAACAUGCUUCCGAUGUUAUUGACUUUGUCGCUUUACAAUGUUUAGUAUUAUCAUACUCGAUUAAAGUGCUGUAAAUCGUUUGUAUCAAGUGUAUCAACGCAAUUAAGUGAACUUUAAUAUAUAGCAUUUAUAAAAGAAAGGUACUCAAUGUGUAACAGUUACAGCUGUACAUUUAUUAUCAUUAGAAUAAGCAUGUGUUUAUUCUAUAAAAAAUAUAUAUCCUAAAAUUAUCAACGGCUUUAUGUGGAACAAGUUUAUUAACAAAUCAUUUUGCAAUGUCAUGGUUCAAAAAUGGUGACAAUAAUAAGUUACGUAUUUCUGUAUAGCUUAAAGAUAUUACUAUUUUGAUACGACAACAUUGCAAUGAAGUAUUUAAUUGUAUGUGUGAAUCGCGGUAGAUAAAUAUUCAAAAUUGUGCGGGGAUUGUGUAUAAUGGUUCUAUCUUUAAAACUCUAAUACUAAAUAAUUCUUAUAAAAAAGUAGAAUGAUAUAUGUGUUCCAUACUUGGUUUUGAAUGUUAUAUUAUUUGGUGGUAAGAGAAAAGUAAAAUAAUAAUGAUUUUGUAAAUAAUCUGCCAUAAUCACCCUAUACUGUUAAAUACAAAGUGUCUUUACUCGAUGUAAAAAAUGUCUCAAAAGGAAAUGAUGUAGUUAUGAUAUAAAUAAAAGAUGUUAUAUCAAUACUUUUCCCUUGAAUUUUGAAUCGUACUAUACUCAAAUCUACUUUAUUUAUGUAAUAUAUUUGUCGUGCUUUGAAUGUUAUGGUUCGACAAUGGUAAAAAUAAUAAGUUACGUAUUUCUUUAUAGCUUAAAGAUAUUACUAUUUUGAUACGACAAGAUGAAGUAUUUAAUUGUAUGUAAGAAUCGCGGUAAAUAAAUAUUCGAAAUUGUGCGGGGAGAGUUAUAAUGGUUCUAUCUUUGAAACUCUAAUACUAAAUAAUUCAUACAACAAAGUUAUAAAUGAUAUGUGUGUUCCAUGCUUGGU
Molecule: messenger RNA, 3550 nt
Organism: Ruditapes philippinarum (Manila clam)
Lineage: Eukaryota; Metazoa; Mollusca; Bivalvia; Venerida; Veneridae
Exons: 5
Coding region: 151-1809 (552 amino acids)
Source: RefSeq, a predicted model, not a curated record